This is a messenger RNA of Adineta steineri, 336 nucleotides long. Lineage: Eukaryota; Metazoa; Rotifera; Eurotatoria; Adinetida; Adinetidae. The record is from the annotation of a GenBank genome assembly.
AUGCAUAACAGAAAAGUAUCGUUAAUUAUGUUCAAAAAUAUUGUUGGUAAAAAAUCUCAAAAAACGUUUUUUAUUCCUAUAAAACUCGAUAGGAAAGAAUUUUUAUUCUUUAUAAAUAAUAUUUUGGCUUCAUUAGUCGUUAAUUCAUUCAAUGAGAAAAUCUCAUUACGUGCAUUGAAACAACUUCAUCGUUUAACAACAAUUGAUUUAUAUCGUCGAUCAUUAGGUGAUGUUUUAUCCGAUGUAAUUAAUAAUUAUAUUUAUUUACAUCGAAAAACUAGUCUUAUUCUUGAUAAACUUGUAACAAAUGGUGAAAUUGAAAUCUUUUUUUUAUGA